AUGCCGGUGAAGAAGUACCUGCUGAAGUGCCUGCACCGGCUGCAGAAGGGCCCCGGCUACACCUACAAGGAGCUGCUCGUGUGGUAUUGCAACAACACCAACACCCACGGCCCCAAACGCAUCAUCUGCGAGGGGCCCAAGAAGAAGGCCAUGUGGUUCCUGCUCACGCUGCUCUUCGCCUGCCUGGUGUGCUGGCAGUGGGGCGUCUUCAUCCAGACCUACCUGAGCUGGGAGGUCAGCGUCUCGCUCUCCAUGGGCUUCAAGACCAUGAACUUCCCCGCGGUCACCGUCUGCAAUUCCAGCCCCUUCCAGUACUCCAAGGUCAAGCACUUGCUGAAGGAUUUGGAUGAGCUGAUGGAGGCUGUCCUGGACAAGAUUCUGGCUCCGGAGUCCAACCACAACACCACCACCAAUAAUACCCUGAACUUUACCAUCUGGAAUCACACACCCCUGGUCCUUAUUGAUGAGCGGAGCCCUGACCAUCCAGUGGUUCUCGACCUGUUUGGGGACAGCCAGAAUGGCAGCAACCCAGCCCCAGGAAGCACCUGCAAUGCCCAGGGGUGCAAAGUGGCCAUGAGGCUGUGCAGUGCCAAUGGAACCGUGUGUACCUUCCGAAACUUCACCAGUGCCACGCAGGCCGUGACUGAGUGGUACAUCCUGCAGGCCACCAACAUCUUCUCACAAGUGCUUCCUCAGGACCUGGUGGGAAUGGGCUAUGCCCCUGAUCACAUAAUCCUAGCCUGCCUGUUUGGAACAGAGCCCUGCAGUCAUCGGAACUUCACACAUAUCUUCUACCCUGAGUAUGGCAACUGCUACAUCUUCAACUGGGGCAUGACAGAGAAGGCGCUUCCUUCUGCCAACCCUGGGACUGAAUUUGGUCUCAAGUUGAUCCUGGACAUCGACCAGGAAGACUAUGUCCCCUUCCUUGCGUCCACGGCAGGAGCUAGGCUGAUGCUCCACGAGCAGAGGACGUUCCCCUUCAUCAGAGAAGAGGGCAUCUAUGCCAUGGCAGGAACUGAGACAUCUAUUGGGGUGUUGGUGGACAAGCUGCAGCGCAAAGGGGAGCCCUACAGUCCCUGCACCAUGAACGGCUCCGAUGUUGCCAUUCAGAACCUCUACAGUGGCUACAACACCACCUAUUCCAUCCAGGCCUGUCUUCAUUCCUGUUUCCAAGACCACAUGAUCCAUAACUGCAGCUGUGGUCACUACCUGUACCCACUGCCUCCUGGGGAGAAAUACUGCAACAGCAGGGACUUCCCAGACUGGGCCUACUGCUACCUAAGCCUACAGAUGAGUGUGGUCCAGAGAGAGACCUGCCUCAGCGUGUGCAAGGAGUCCUGCAAUGACACCCAGUAUAAGAUGACCAUCUCCAUGGCUGACUGGCCAUCUGAGGCCUCUGAGGAUUGGAUCUUACAUGUCCUGUCUCAGGAGCGGGACCAGAGCUCGAAUAUCACCCUGAGCAGGAAGGGUGUGGUCAAGCUCAAUAUCUACUUCCAAGAGUUCAACUACCGCACCAUCGAGGAAUCGCCAGCCAACAAUAUCGUGUGGCUGCUCUCUAACCUGGGAGGCCAGUUUGGCUUCUGGAUGGGGGGCUCGGUGCUGUGCCUCAUCGAGUUUGGUGAGAUCAUUAUCGACUUCAUUUGGAUCACCAUCAUCAAGCUGGUGGCCUCCUGCAGAGGCCUGCGCAGGAGGCGGCCACAGGCACCCUACACUGGUCCGCCGCCCACUGUGGCUGAGCUGGUGGAGGCCCACACCAACUUUGGCUUCCAGCCUGACACAACCAGCUGCAGGCCCCAUGCUGAGGCCUACCCUGACCAACAGGCUCUGCCCAUUCCGGGGACUCCACCCCCCAACUAUGACUCCCUGAGGCUGCAGCCGCUGGACACCAUGGAGUCAGACAGCGAGGUGGAGGCCAUCUAGACCUGGACCCCUACUCAGCAACUAGUGAACUGGAAACUGAGGAGUUACAACCAUUGCCAGUACCUUAUUUUAUUAGGCCUUGUCCAAAGGGCCAGGGGCACAGGUGCCCAAACCGGAGCCCAUAUCCCUCUGGUCAGCCCCAGGCUGAGGGGUUCAUAGGGUCAGGUGCUAGAGCCAGAAUACUGAACUUGUAUCCUUUUCUGGCUCUUGCCCACCCUACCCAGUCUUUGCUCUCUGUUGACCUAGCAGACAGGCUCCAAAGACCCCUAGAAUCUCUGUCCUGCUGAUAGGCCACUUCCCUGUCUGUUACCACCUCAGUCUCGCAGAAUCAGUGACCUUUCCCUGGUUGGCUCAGCUGACCUCUGUUAACAAACUCGGGGAGGGGGGCGUGCAGAUCAUGGGGGGGGUGGCCGC
Molecule: messenger RNA, 2334 nt
Organism: Apodemus sylvaticus (European woodmouse)
Lineage: Eukaryota; Metazoa; Chordata; Mammalia; Rodentia; Muridae
Gene: Scnn1b
Product: sodium channel epithelial 1 subunit beta
Exons: 12
Coding region: 1-1920 (639 amino acids)
Biological process (GO): sodium ion transmembrane transport
Cellular component (GO): membrane
Molecular function (GO): ligand-gated sodium channel activity
Source: RefSeq, a predicted model, not a curated record